GUCGAGAUAUGUAUGACAAGCACGCGCGCGUCAGAUGUAGCUCAUCGGUGAGGAGGGGAGAUCGGCUGAGUGCUGUUAAACCAUCAGAAGAUGAUGCAGAGAUGGGUGUGAGAUGUGAACUGUGUGUGAGGAUAUGUGAGUGAGUGUGUGUGUGAUAGCUGACUCAUUGUUGAGCAGCGGCAAAGUCCUUGUCUCUGGCAGCGGUCACAUGGCUGGUCGUCAGAGGUCUAGGUGAGGAAACCUGAUCCAGCAAAGGAAACGAUUCACCUGUCAGUGCUGGAGUGUGAGUUUGCUGUUGGCUUUACAGUAAGAUGUCAGCGGCAGCUUCUCUGCAGUGAGCACAUUGAGGUUAUGCUGCCUAUAAACUCCUGCUUGAGUCUCAGUGAGAAAGAGAAAGGCUAAAGCCUGUGCAGAUCCGAGCGUUGUUGAGCGUCUCCUGUGCUGCUUCACCGCAGUGUCCUGACGUCAGCCAUGAGCGACCCUGUGAUUUCAGAUGAACACACCAAUGCUGUGGCUUCAGUCGUUCACAAACCCGAGUCUGUCCGAGUGCCACAGAGGGAGGAAGAGGAGGAAGGUGACCUGAAUAAAGCAUUAGGUGUUCAACGCUUCCAGCAGAUCCUGAGCCCCACUCCCAGAGUUCGCAGCGAGCAGCACCGCUCAUACAGUGAGGAAGACUUUGAAUAUCACCGUCACUCAUCCCAUCACAUCCACCACCCUCUGUCCAAACUCCCGGGAGACGGCAGGAGGAAGAAGAGUGGGAAGAAGAGGAGACUGUGCAGCACUCAGGACCACCGAGUGUGUUUCAGCCCCAGCGGUGCUUUAGCCAUCGAGGAGGGUGAAGAUGAGGAGGAGGAGGAAGAUGAAGAAGCUACGGAGGGCCAGAGCACCACCCCAGUACCUACAAAAAACACUGUUCAGUUCUUCUUGUUCGAUGACGAGCCUCAUGUAUCCACACCCGAGACUUCAGAACCUCUUCCUGCGAGAGAAAUCCUGAUCGUCCCGUCUUCUGCUGUGUGUGCAGAGCCUCAGGACAGCACAUCCACUGAGACAUCGCACCCUGUUUCUCCGACUCCUAGCGUCACUGAAUCCAGCUCUCUUCCUCGUGUGUCGAGUCGCAGCUACGACCUUCAGGAGAGACGUCGCACGGGCAACAUGACGGGGGCCGAGCAGGCCAAAUACCAGCGGAUCCCCACUGAUGAGUUUGAGGCACAGACCCUGGCCUCGGCCGACUUGGACGGCAUUAAAAGCCAUCGUUUUGAAGAUGUUCCUGGAGUACGUCGACACCUGGUCAGGAAAAGCAUGAAGGGUCAGGUGGUUCACGUCAGCAAAGACCAAAAAGAACCCAGCACACGCAGCAGUCGCAAGCUGGACCGGACGCCACACGAGGUGUUUGUGGAGCUGAAUGAGCUGAUCAUGGAUAAAAACCAGGAGAUGCAGUGGAGAGAAACGGCUCGCUGGAUCAAGUUUGAAGAGGAUGUGGAGGAGGAGACCGACCGCUGGGGGAAACCACACGUUGCUUCGCUGUCAUUCCGCAGUCUGCUGGAGCUGAGAAAAACCAUCUCUCACGGAGCUGUGCUGUUGGACUUGGACCAGAAGACUCUCCCUGGCAUCGCCCAUCAGGUGGUGGAACAGAUGAUCAUCUCAGAUCAGAUCAAAGCCGAGGACAGAGCCAAUGUCCUCCGUGCUCUUCUACUCAAGCACAGUCACCCGAGCGAUGAGAAGGAGCACAGCUCCUCAUUCCCCAGAAACAUCUCAGCAGCCAAUCUGGGCUCUCUGAUCACCCAUCACCAGAGCAGCAGUAACCACCUGUCCCCAGUCCCCGAACUCUCCAUCACAGAGCCACUCAUGGGGUCCAGUCAAGACAGCUCACUUCACAUUGACAUUGAGAAGAACGAGAAAGAUUCUGCUCCAUCCAUAGGCAUGCACCGAUCCAAAUCCAAACAUGAACUUAAGCUUCUGGAGAAAAUUCCGGAAAAUGCUGAAGCCACUGUCGUACUUGUUGGCAGUGUUGACUUCCUGGAGCAGCCCACCAUGGCAUUUGUUCGACUUCAGGAAGCUGUAGAACUGGACUCUGUGUUGGAGGUUCCAGUUCCUGUUCGCUUUCUCUUUGUGCUGCUUGGUCCUCCCAGCAACAGCAUGGACUACCACCAGAUCGGACGCUCCAUCUCAACACUCAUGUCUGACAAGCAAUUUCAUGAAUCUGCGUACCUGGCAGAUGAUCGGCAGGACCUGCUCAAUGCCAUCAAUGGCUUUCUGGACUGCAGUAUUGUUCUGCCUCCAUCAGAACUAGGCGGUGAAGAGCUCCUGCGGUCUGUCGCUCACUUCCAAAGAGAGAUGCUGCGCAAGAGAGAGGAGCAAGAAGUGGCUUUCCUGUCCAAAGAGCCCAAGAGCCUUGAAGAGAAAGAGGCUUUGCUGGCACCCUUAAAACUAGAAGACGACCCUUUACAACGCACAGGCCGUCUGUUUGGUGGGCUGAUCCGUGACGCCCGGCGCCGUUACCCAAAGUACAUCAGUGACUUUAAGGAUGCACUGAACCCCCAGUGCAUGGCUGCUGUCAUCUUUAUUUAUUUUGCUGCUCUUUCUCCCACCAUCACAUUCGGAGGCCUUCUAGGUGAGAAGACUGAAGGCCUCAUUGGCGUGUCGGAGCUGAUUGUGGCCACUUGUGUUCAGGGUGUGUUGUUUUGUCUGCUCGGGGUUCAGCCACUUCUGGUGGUGGGCUUCUCUGGACCAAUCCUGGUGUUUGAAGAAGCUUUCUUCUCUUUCUGUAAGGGCUAUAAUAUGGAGUACCUGACAGGUCGGGUUUGGAUCGGUUUUUGGCUCAUCAUCAUCGUAGUAGUGAUGGUGGCCUUUGAGGGCAGCUUCCUGGUCCGAUUUGUCUCGCGUUUCACCCAGGAGAUCUUCUCCAUCCUCAUCUCUCUCAUCUUCAUCUACGAGACCUUCUCGAAACUGGUCAAGAUAUUCCAGGAACAUCCUCUGAGACGCUGCUCUGCUACGCUUGUUGAUGUAAACCGCUCAACAUAUAACUCAAGCAUGGAGGAAGUCACUUUAAGUCCAUUAGCAUUGAACAGCAGUAUGCCAGAGAUGGUGAAGGUGGUCGGUGAACCUAAUACUGCUCUGCUUUCCUUGGUGCUCAUGUCUGGGACCUUCUUCAUCGCCUUCUACCUCCGCAAGUUCAAAAACAGUGCCUUUUUUCCUGGCAGUCUAAGAAGAGUUAUUGGAGAUUUUGGAGUUCCUAUUGCCAUUCUUAUCAUGGUUUUGGUAGACUACAGCAUUCAAGACACGUACUCACAGAAACUGAGCGUACCCCGAGGUUUUUCAGUGACUAGUCCUGAUAAACGAGGUUGGAUAGUCAAUCCUCUGGGCUCUGAUGGUCAGUUCCCUAUCUGGAUGAUGUUUGCCAGCAUCCUUCCAGCUCUACUCGUCUUUAUUCUCAUCUUUAUGGAGACACAAAUCACAACGUUGAUAGUCAGUAAUAAAGAGCGAAUGCUGGUCAAGGGUUCAGGUUUCCAUCUGGAUCUGUUGCUCAUCGUGACUCUCGGUGGCACCAGCGCUCUGUUCGGUCUGCCAUGGAUGGCCGCGGCCACGGUCCGCUCUGUAACCCAUGCCAAUGCCCUCACCGUAAUGAGCAAAGCCGUCGCCCCAGGAGACAAACCUCGAAUCCAGGAGGUCAAGGAGCAGAGGGUGACCGGGUUACUGGUGGCAAUAUUUGUAGGUCUCUCAAUAGUAAUUGGCGAUCUGCUCCGUCAAAUCCCCAUCGCUGUGCUGUUUGGUAUCUUCCUUUAUAUGGGUGUGAUGUCACUGAAUGGAAUCCAGAUGACAGAACGGAUUCUGCUACUGCUGAUGCCCCCUAAAUACCACCCUGAUCACACCUAUGUGCGCAAGGUGCGGACCCUGCGGAUGCAUCUGUUCACUGCGAUACAGGUGAUCUGUCUUGCUGUCCUCUGGGCGGUCAUGUCUACUGUGGCAUCGCUGGCUUUCCCGUUCGUUCUCAUCAUGACCAUACCUGUUAAGAUGUUUCUUCUGCCACGCAUCUUUAGCACUCGUGAAAUGCAGUGUUUGGACGCUGAUGAUGCAGAGCCUACUUUUGACGAGAAGGAAGGACAGGACGAAUACACAGAGAUGCACAUGCCAGUCUGAUCCACGCUCGCAGCUGUCUGUCUCUUGCCUGUCUUCCUGUCAGUCAUGCUAUUGGCCAAUAGGACAGUUGCUUUUAAAACCUUGAUAAACCAAAUGGUACGGCGAGUCUCGACGUGCUGUAGAAGCAAGAAUAGUGCAUUACGUGGAUCUGAUCUCCACCCUGCAUUUCCAGAGACUCAUUUCAUGUGUAUUAGAGAGUUUGAGCUGCUAUCACGCCGUUUAGCCUUAAACAAGCGUGUUUGUCUUCUGUGAGAAACACGAAUGUACCUUAUGGGGUCAACUGAAGGUUCCUAGCACCAUUCAGGGCCCAUGCAAUAUUAUAGUAGUUUAUAGUGAGUAUUCAUGAUCAAGAAGGAUUCCCAAGGUCCAUUUCAACUUAUGCUGCAUGUGUGUCUGUGCUUUUAAUAGUUUUACUAGCUUCUCUUUUAUUUUCUGAUUUAUGACCCAGCAUAUAUUAAUUCACACAUUUGACAGUAUUUUUUUUCUUCGUUGCCAUCCGAUCAUGACUUUUUUUCCCUUUAGAAAUCUAAAGAGGUGUUUUCUCUGCUAUAAUGCAUAAGUCACACAAUACCCUAAACUCUCACAAAAACUCCAGAUGUGCAGUUUCUGUAUAUUAUAUAUACUGUAUAUGUUACAUGUAGAGCGACUGAACUUUUAGAGAAUGUAUUUUACGUUUUAGAGAAUGUAUUUGGUAGUAAAUGGUCCUGAGGGAUUUUAAGAUGCACUAGUGACCUACUUGGAGUCUGUAAACCCAUUUUAAGAAAAAGAAAAGGUGCGUCCCUACAGAUGAUCACAGAAUUGUAGUGUUCAGGGUUCUGAUUCAGUUUAUCAUGGUUUAUUUAUAAGACCUCAACAUUUUGACCUGAUAAACUGGUACUUUCUACCACAUCUACCACAAUUCUUUCCGAAAACAACAUUGAACUAACACUAAAACAGAAGCCUGUUCACCAGAUCUAAGCAAACGCACUGUAUAGAUUUUGAUUUACUUGGAUGGGAACCGUAUUAUUUAUUUAAGUUCAUGAGGGAUUUUGCCACAGAAUUCCUAAAUAAUAUCACUGUUUCUUUUUCUCAUCAUUCACAAAUACCCCACUUUCACUCAGGUGAAUCUGCACUAAUAACAUUUUGAUUCAAUACACUUCCACGAAUGGUGUGCACAAGCCAUUAGGAAUAAAAAUGACAAAUGUAACUUAUUUGGUUACGUUAAUUCAGUUAAGCAUGUUAUAUUUAUUUUAAUAGCAUUACACAUUUUUUCGGAAUGUUUUGUCGCUUUUUAUCUGUUUUUUUCACACCAUUGUGCUUUAAACUACAAAACAAGUGCUUUACAUCUUAUUUACAUUACAAAUGAUGAUUCCCGAAUCGGAUGCGUGUUAGGAUCUUUUAAUUCUAGGAAGAUAUUAUGUUAGUUUUAUAUUGCUUGAGAUCAUGUAUGCGCUAACUCAUGACAUCUGAAGAGUGAACUCAAAAAUAAACUGUGUAGACGUUAUUUUUAUUCGACUAGGAAUGGGUUUGACGUUUUAUCUCAUUAUUUGAGCGUACAACGUUAUUUAGAUGAAGAGUAUUUUUAUUAAGGCAUCCUCUUGGAAUGACAUCUUUGUCAAAAUGGAGUUAUUCACGUGUUCUGUGCCAACUUAUUAACAUUAUAUGAAAGUUUUUUUAAUGUUGUGUAAAAUUUGGGACUUUUUAUUUAAAAAACAAAAAGGUACACAGUCGAAUGGAAUGCGAAAACUUUGAAGCUCAAGAUUUCUGAACUACUCGGAAUACAGAUAGAAAUG
Molecule: messenger RNA, 5909 nt
Organism: Carassius carassius (crucian carp)
Lineage: Eukaryota; Metazoa; Chordata; Actinopteri; Cypriniformes; Cyprinidae
Product: anion exchange protein 2-like
Exons: 25
Coding region: 472-4137 (1221 amino acids)
Biological process (GO): bicarbonate transport; transmembrane transport; regulation of intracellular pH
Cellular component (GO): basolateral plasma membrane; apical plasma membrane; plasma membrane
Molecular function (GO): solute:inorganic anion antiporter activity; monoatomic anion transmembrane transporter activity
Source: RefSeq, a predicted model, not a curated record